This is a messenger RNA of Piliocolobus tephrosceles (Ugandan red Colobus), 3851 nucleotides long. RefSeq names its product ankyrin repeat and LEM domain containing 2 (gene ANKLE2). Lineage: Eukaryota; Metazoa; Chordata; Mammalia; Primates; Cercopithecidae. The coding region runs from base 86 to 2911 and encodes 941 amino acids. The transcript has 14 exons. Gene Ontology annotation, molecular function: protein phosphatase 2A binding. Gene Ontology annotation, cellular component: endoplasmic reticulum. Gene Ontology annotation, biological process: negative regulation of phosphorylation. The record is from RefSeq and is a predicted model, not a curated record.
GGGCGCGGGCAGCCCGGCGCGGGGUCCUGGAACGGGCGCGGCGCAGGGUGCAGGCUCCUCGGCGGCUGCGGCCCGGGCUGCGGCAAUGCUGUGGCCGCGGCUGGCGGCGGCCGAGUGGGCGGCGCUGGCCUGGGAGCUGCUGGGUGCCUCGGUGCUGCUGAUCGCUGUGCGGUGGCUGGUGCGGCGGCUGGGCCCGCGGCCUGGGGGUCUGGGCCGCAGUGGGACCCCAGUUCCUCCGCCGCCCGCGGCCGCCGCCCCCGCCCCAGGUGAGAUGACAAUGGAUGCUGUGUUGGCUCGAUUGAAACUUCUGAAUCCAGAUGACCUUAGAGAAGAAAUCAUCAAAGCUGGAUUGAAAUGUGGACCCAUUACGUCAACUACAAGGUUCAUUUUUGAGAAAAAAUUGGCUCAGGCUUUACUGGAGCAAGGAGGAAGGCUGCCUUCUUUCGACCACCAUGAGGCAGGUGCCACAGCUCUCAGCCAAGACACACAAAGGAUUUUGAAGUCAGCUGAAGGGAACCCAACUGAUCAGGCUGGUUUUUCAGAAGACAGAGAUUUUGGUUACAGUGUGGGCCUGAAUCCUCCAGAAGAGGAAGCUGUGACAUCUAAGACCUGCUCGGUGCCCCCCAGUGCCGUCGACACCUACAGAACUGGAGUGACUGCGUCUAAGGAACCGCCCUUGUACUACGGGGUGUGCCCAGUAUAUGAGGACGUCCCAGCGAGAAAUGAAAGGAUCCAUGUUUAUGAAAAUAAAAAGGAAGCAUUGCAAGCUGUCAAGAUGAUCAAAGGGUCCCGAUUUAAAGCUUUUUCUACCAGAGAAGAUGCUGAGAAAUUUGCUAGAGGAAUUUGUGAUUAUUUCCCUUCUCCAAGCAGAACGUCCUUACCACUUUCUCCUGUGAAAACAGCGCCGCUCUUUAGCAGUGACGGGUUGAAAGUGACAGAUGGUUUGUGCUUGUCUGAAUCAGAAACAGUCAACAAAGAGCGGGCGAACAGCUAUAAAAAUCCCCGCACGCAGGACCUCACCGCCAAGCUUCGGAAAGCUGUGGAGAAGGGAGAGGAAGACACCUUUUCUGACCUUAUCUGGAGCAACCCCCGGUAUCUGAUUGGCUCAGGGGACAACCCAACUAUUGUGCAGGAAGGGUGCAGGUACAACGUGAUGCAUGUUGCUGCCAAAGAGAACCAGGCUUCCAUCUGCCAGCUGACUCUGGACGUCCUGGAGAACCCCGACUUCAUGAGGCUGAUGUACCCCGAUGACGACGAGGCCAUGCUGCAGAAGCGCAUCCGCUACGUGGUUGACCUGUAUCUGAACACCCCCGACAAGAUGGGCUAUGACACACCGUUGCAUUUUGCUUGUAAGUUUGGAAAUGCAGAUGUAGUCAACGUGCUUUCGUCACACCAUUUGAUUGUAAAAAACCCAAGGAAUAAAUAUGAUAAAACACCUGAAGAUGUGAUUUGUGAAAGAAGCAAAAAUAAAUCUGUGGAACUGAAGGAGCGGAUCAGAGAGUAUUUAAAGGGUCACUACUACGUGCCUCUCCUGAGAGCAGAAGACACUUCUUCUCCAGUCAUUGGGGAGCUGUGGUCCCCAGACCAGACGGCUGAGGCCUCUCACGUCAGCCGCUAUGGAGGCAGCCCCAGAGACCCGGUGCUGACCCUGAGGGCCUUCGCGGGGCCCCUGAGUCCGGCCAAGGCGGAAGAUUUUCGCAAACUCUGGAAAACUCCACCUCGAGAGAAAGCAGGUUUCCUUCACCACGUUAAGAAGUCGGACCCGGAAAGAGGCUUUGAGAGAGUGGGAAGAGAGCUAGCUCAUGAGCUGGGGUAUCCCUGGGUUGAAUACUGGGAAUUUCUGGGCUGUUUUGUUGAUCUGUCUUCCCAGGAAGGCCUGCAAAAACUAGAAGAAUAUCUCACACAGCAGGAAAUAGGCAAAAAGGCUCAACAAGAAACAGGAGAAAGGGAAGCCUCCUGCCGAGAUAAAGCCACUGUGUCUGGCAGCAAUUCCAUUUCCGUGAGGGCGUUUCUAGAUGAAGAUGACAUGAGCUUGGAAGAAAUAAAAAAUCGGCAAAAUGCAGCUCGAAAUAACAGCCCGCCCACAGUUGGUGCUUUUGGAUACGCGAGGUGCAGCAUCUGCCCCUUGGAGCAGGAGGCAGACCUCAUAGAAGCCGCUGAGCCAGGCGGUCCACACAGCAGCAGAAAUGGGCUCUGCCAUCCUCUGAGUCACAGCAGGACCCUGGUGGGCAAGAGACCAAAGGCCCCCCAUGGGGAGGAAGCCCAUCUGCCACCUGUCUCCGAUUUGACUGUUGAGUUUGAUAAACUGAAUUUGCAAAAUGUAGGAAGUAGCGUUUCUAAGACACCAGAUGAAAAUAUGAAAACUAAAGAUAAGAGCCUGACUUCAGGAAUCGAUGCAGUAGAAAGAGACUUGUUAGAGCCUCCUUCUCCCGCAGACCAACUCGGGACUGGCCGCAGGAGGACGGAAAGUGAAAUGUCAGCCAGGAUGGCUAAAAUGUCCUUGAGUCGCAGCAGCCCCGGGCACGAGGGUCAGCUGGAGGUCACGAGGGAACCAGCCAGGCGGCUUUUCCUUUUUGGAGAGGAGCCGUCAAAACUCGAUCAGGAUGUUUUGGCCGCUCUUGAGUGUGCAGAUGUCGACCCCCAUCAGUUCCCGGCCGUGCACAGAUGGAAGACUGCCGUCCUGUGCUACUCACCCUCGGACAGACAGAGUUGGCCCAGUCCCGCGGUGAAAGGAAAGUUCAAGUCUCGGCUGCCAGAUCUCAGUGGCCCUCACAGCUACAGUCCCGGGAGAAACGGUGCAGCUGGGAGCAACCCCGGAAAGCCGGGCCCAGGCAGUCCUGGGCGCUACAGCCCUGCGCACGGGAAUCAGCUCCGCAGGAUGGCGCGCCUGGCUGAGCUUGCCGCCCUGUAGGCUCAGCGCUGGGCUCUCGUCUUGCAGCCCGUAGGAGCGACGCCAGGAGCCACACAGAGCUCAGCAGCACUGGAGCCAAGGUGUUCCGUUUCCUCAGCACGCGAGCCUUCACUGCCUACUUCGUUCAGGUGCCAGUGUAGCAGUAAUACGAUCUGUAAAUUGUUCUGUUUUGAAGUUUUUUCUGAGGCUUUUUUGAGCAUAAAUGAUUAUACGAUAAAGUUGUCCUUUAUUUUGGAACUCAUUUCAGUUGGGAUCUGCUUUAUAAAGAGUGUUGCGUUCAGAGGUUUGAGUCCCAUUUGGGUUCCUUGUCGUGUUGAUUGUAGCCUUCACCUUGGCUUGAAUGAAGGUCUGUGGUCAGAAUGUGUGAGGAGCUGCCUAGGUGCUCAGGAGGUAGUAACUGGAGGUCGGUUUCUUCCUGGGUGUUAACGGGCACCUCCUCACACAGUUGUUACUCUGUGAACAUUUCCAGUGUUUCAUCCAAAAUGAAAACCCACCAAUGCUUUUGCUAACUUCAGUGCCUUUUAUAAAUCAUUUUUAAAUUUCCUGAACUUGCUUUUUGAGAAUAUAGUGAUAUUAAGUAGAUGCAAGAUUGUUUUUGUUUGUAAAAAUUCUGAAUUGAAACUUUGUUUUAAAAAAAGGCUUAUUUCUUUCACAUGACAAGAGAUAGGUCAGGAAUAUUGGAAUCAAGAUUUAAAUGUUAAAAUUUGAUUUUGUUACACAGGGUGUCUUCAUUUGUUUUGUAGCAGACAAGACCUAGAUACCAGACAGACAACACAUGCUCUUCUAAGAAGCAGCAUUUUAAAAGGCAUCUUGGUUCUCAAAAGAAAUCAGAAUAUGGGCCGGGCGCGGUGGCUCAAGCCUGUAAUCCCAGCACUUUGGGAGGCCAAGACGGGCGGAUCAUGAGGUCAGGAGAUCGAAACCAUCCUGGCUAACACGGUGA